UCAGGGGAAGAAUCCAUCGAUGAUCGACAGCAAAUGGCCGACUCCUUUAUCUGUGGCGUCCUGGUCGAUAAGGAACGCGUUUGUCCACCGGUUUGCUCUCCUGGCUGGCUCGAUGGGCAGGUUUGGGGGAUAGAGAUAGACAGCUGAGCCCGGUGACGUGCUGUGGCAUUUGGCGCCAUUCACCAUCUGGCGCUCAACGAGGGCGGCCAUGGGGAUGAGAUAGAGAUAACGAUUUGCAGAGAGGAAGGGCAGAGAGCUGUGGGGUGCGAGGGGCGGGAGAGCCAGCGCAAGUGCAUCGAAGUCUUUCUCAUCAUAGCGCUGAAAUGAGUUGCUCCUCUUCUGGGGCUGAUAGGCUUUAUACUUCUUCAAUACGACCCGACAUCCUCUCGACCCUUCGACCUGAACAACACGGAUGCCACACGGGAUGUGUCGGUUGACACGCGUGUUUCUCUCCUCUUUUGUCUUCAUUUGCUGACCCAAUACGCCAACUUGUGUUGAAUGUGCAAUUUCUUGCCAGCCUUCGUUGCCCAUAUUUCGUCAACGGUGGACCCCUCAAUCCCCCAAUCAUCCACGCGCUCAAUCCCACUCUUGUCCAGCAGAGGCCGCCAUCGCUCGGUCGACAAGGCGCCCCUGUGCGCAGCCGAACUCCGCUGUCUCAAGAUGGUCUCAAGGCUUGUCUUCAUGAAUGCAUCGCUGUCGUAUGCAUCGAGGAGCCGAGCUGAGAGGGACCCUCUCCCGCCUUUCUUGGUGUUGCAUCUGUAGGGCCACACGUCCCACUUCUUCCCCUCCGUCACCUUGAGAUGAUGGGGGCCCCUCGCCAGAACAGAACCAUCAAACAACCAUAUCUGCGGGACGUCCAAAGAGACGCAGAUGACCUGACCCAGGCAAGGGAGUCAGUAGUGAAUGGCCAAUGAGAAGAAGCGCUCGAUUUCGCAUACUGGCAUUGAUGGGUAGCCCUGGACAGAGCGAAAGAAGUGGUAGGUCCUGGGUGAGAAGUCAGCGCCCUCCUCUUUCCUCACGGCUUUCGUGGACUUGACUUGCACUGAAAGUGGUUUCAAUGUCACAGAGGUGUGGCAUAUAUGAGAACAAAAGCCCCUGUCCCUUGUCUGUUUCUCUGUCUCUCACCUGGCAUCCAAUCAUCGGCUUCUACCGCAACCGGCCGUACAGCGAGAUCUGCCAGACACCCGCGCAAAUAAUGUCAGCCGUCUCCAUAGAUGUUUGGUCUCUGUGUGUCUCGAUCUUACCGGCUUGAGCGCCCUCAUGAGUGCGUCGUACCUCAAUGCCUACCAACAAAUCUAACACACAUCGGACUCCUGCAUUGCUCACUAUCCGCUGAAAGUGAGCGGGCUGCUGGCAGAGCUUCCUAAGCCGCUGCCCUUCAAUUGCUUUGCCGUCGGAGUGCAGCAGUCUAAGACUCGCCUGGCCCACCGGCCGGCUCAAGGCCAGCCUCAGGAAGUAAGGCAGUGCGGACACCCCAGACCGCGUCGCCAGAAAGCUCAUCUCGCC
This is a messenger RNA of Vitrella brassicaformis, 1506 nucleotides long. Lineage: Eukaryota; Vitrellaceae. The record is from the annotation of a GenBank genome assembly.